AUGUCUACCCAACAGCUUCCACUUCGUGGAUCAAGUAAAGCUCCAUCAUGGACAUGGAGAGGGGCUGAAGACAACAUCAUUCUGCCCAUAUACUUUGAUGAAGUGGAGCAUACUUGCAAAUCAGUUGGAAUGACAAAAGAUGAAGAAUAUAUUGCAGCAGCAAUCCUAUAUGCUGAUCCAGGAUCAGCAGAACUUUGGAAGAAUAUCCCAGCAGUAAAAGCUGCCAACUGGAAAAACUUUAAGACACAAUGUUACACCUACUAUCCUAAGGCCAAUGUGACUAACUGUUAUUCUUCAGUCCAUCUGGAGCAGGCUGUGCAACAUCUUCAAAAUAUGCCUAUAUACACUCUUGAUGACUUUGGGCGAUAUGAUCGACAUAUCAUGGCAAUAGGCCUUGACUUGAGAAAGGGUCAAAGUCCACUUAUUUCAGCUCAUGAACUCAAUCGGCACUAUAUCAAUGGAAUUCAUCCAAUGCUCAGAGUGCAAAUAGAUCAGCGACUAGCUGUUUUGCAUCCAAAUCAGGAUCCUGCCAUACCUUUUGACUAUGAAAAUGUGAAAACUGCAGCCAAGUAUAUCUUGGAGAGCCAGCGUUCACCAUAUAUAAAUCCAACAAUGAUGUAUCAGGCACCAUUCAUGCCCUAUGGGGUACCCUCACUAGGCUACCCAAAUUCUCUAUCAAUGCCUUAUAUGCCAGCACCAUCUAUACCUCAACAACAGCCCAUUAAUCCUGGAUAUGCAAGUCCACAAGUAUUUGCACAACCUACAUCAUCAAUGGCAGAUGCUGUCAAAGCACUCACAAAUAUGAAUUCUGGUGGACAGCUCAACUCUUAUUAUCCACCAUAUGGAUAUCCUGGCUAUCCCAUGCAACCACCAACAUCAAUGCUACCAUGGGGAGCACCACAGCCAUUGGCCCCAUCUCAACCAGCUACCACUGCUCAGUCUUUCUCUCCUAUGCCAGAAAUUGCUCCUCCUGCUCCACAACCAGCUAUCAAGACUGAGUUUGAGGAGCGGCUGCUUAAACUGGAGAAGCUAGCCACAACUGCACGCAAGUGUGCAUAUGAUGGCUGUGAUAAAAGAUGGAAGGACUGUGACAAUCGCAGAGCAGAUCAGAAAAAAGAGUUAAUUAAAUGGGAUUAUGCAACAAAGAGGACUCUCAUGCCUGAUGGAACAGAAAUCCCCAAAGGGUCUGGGAAUGCCCGUGAUCGAGUACUCAGGUGGCAUGCAGAUCACAAGACAACCACUCCAGUCAUGGUUAAUAUGUUAACAACAGGUGGUGGAGCUACACAGAAGAACACUUCAAUACCUGAAAUAUGCUAUCCACCACAUAUUCCAGCUACCAGUAAGCAAUCAUCCUUCCAGAGCACUAUCACACCAUCACAGUUGACAGGAACUUUGCCUCCUACAGGACCAGUGUCUCAGAUGAUGUAUGCCACAGAUGAUGAAGAGGAAUCUGAUGAUGGAUUUGUCCCUGCUCCAGUCUUUAGACAAUAUAUGCAGCAUCAGGAGGAAGGAAUUCAGAUCCUCAAGCAAUCAUUUGAAGGUGGUAGAAAAACUCGAGCAAAGAAAGGCACCAAUAGCACCUCCAAUACCUCAGGCAAGCCAGAAGAACAAGCUCCUACAUCCAGAAGUAAACAGGGGCAAAUUCCCACUGCAGGAGAAGCACAAGCAUCUACUUCACCUACAGCUGCAACCAAACACAAGGAGAAUGCUCCUGCUGAAGCACCACCCAAACCAAAGGAUACUCGACAAUAUAGACAUGCAGCACCUGUUAUGUCAGAAGGGGUAACAGAGGAUCUAUCAAAGAGAAUCCUCAACACACCAAUCACCCUUACUGUUGGAGAGCUCUGUAGUGAAUCAGCAGGUGUCCGGUCACAAGUAAAAGAUGCACUCACAAACUGCAAGGUACCAAUUGAUUCUAAAGGAAGUGGAGCAGCUGCAGCAGUAGGAAAGGAUGCAGUGCUAGUCAUGACCCUUCAGGAGGGGUAUCAUCAGCAAAUUAUGGUUGCAGACCAAACAGCAGCAUUGAGAGCAUUAACUCCAGUCAUCGAUGGAGCAUAUGAGGUUGAAGCUAUUUUGGAUGAAGGAUGCCAAGUUGUAGCCAUGUCAGCAGCUGUAUGGAAAGAGCUGGCUCUACCACUGGAUCCCUCUAUCACAAUAUCAUUGCAGUCAGCAAAUAAAAACAGUGACCAGUCAAAAGGAAUAUGCCACAAUGUUCCAUUUAACUUUGGUGGCCUAGAAGUCCUUCUCCAGGUUCAUGUAGUCGAAAAUGCUGCAUAUGAUAUCCUAUUGGGAAGGCCAUUCAGCAUACUCACCCAAUCCAAGAUCGACAAUCGUACUACAGGAGAUCAGUUAAUCACUCUCACAGACCCAAAUACAGGGAAGAUGGUUACUCUGCCAACUCAGGAGAGAGGAAACCCACGAUUCACAUGGGAACCAGGUCAUAUAAAAUCCAAUCCUCAUUUUCAUCGAAAACACCCAUCCAAUGAAGCAAAUUUUCCCAAUUGA
This is a messenger RNA of Desarmillaria tabescens, 2505 nucleotides long. RefSeq lists its product as uncharacterized. The record is from RefSeq and is a predicted model, not a curated record. Lineage: Eukaryota; Fungi; Basidiomycota; Agaricomycetes; Agaricales; Physalacriaceae. The transcript has a single exon. The coding region runs from base 1 to 2505 and encodes 834 amino acids.